Messenger RNA from Triticum dicoccoides, 1252 nucleotides. RefSeq names its product FK506-binding protein 15-like. The record is from RefSeq and is a predicted model, not a curated record. NCBI's taxonomy places the organism in Eukaryota, Viridiplantae, Streptophyta, Magnoliopsida, Poales, Poaceae. Bases 16 to 1053 code for a protein of 345 amino acids. The transcript is spliced from 2 exons.
CUGCACGCGGCGACGAUGGCGGAGAGCAGGACGCCGGCGGUGGUCGGGAGGAAGCUGCAGAUCAGGAGGAAGACGUGCAGCGUGGACAUGCGGAGCGCGCACCUGAACCUGGGCACCCCGGAACUCAUGUCGCCGAUGAUGACCGACUUCGAGUCGCCCCAGAUCAAAGCUUCUCGCGACGUGGCGAACGUGAUGGCGGCCAAGGUGAAGCUGCUGCAGCGGGAGCUCAAGACGGUGAACGCCGACCUGGCCUUCUCCAAGGAGCGGUGCGCGCAGCUGGAGGAGGAGACCCGCCUGCACCGGGCCGGCAACCACGACCACGCCGCCAACGAGGACCUGGUAUGCAUGCAUGUUGUGGUUGGCCACUCCCUCCUCCUCCUUGCACCGGCCAUUCCUACUCCUCAAAGACAUGGUUGCUUGCUGCGCAUGCAGGUACGGAAGCAGCUGGAGACGCUGCUGGCGGAGAAGGCGCGGCUGGCCACCGAGAACACGGUGUACGCCAGGGAGAACCGGUUCCUGCGGGAGAUCGUCGACCUCAACCAGCUAACCGUGGUCGGCCUCCAAGAGGACAUCAUCGAGGAGGAGGAAGAAGAAGAAGAAUACGAGGAGGAGGAAGAAGAAGAAUACGAGGAGGAGGAGGAAGAGGCCGAGCACGACACACCGGCUACCAAGGGCACUGCCCCUCCCCAGCCCCCCUCACAUCACACCAACAAUGUGCCUGUUGCUGCCCCACAGCCGCCCUCUCGCCGCACCGGCAAUGCCGCUGUUCCUGCCCCCCAAUCUCCCUCUCGUCGCACCGAAAAUGCGCCGGUUGCUGCCCCACAGUCACCCACUCGCCGCGCCGACAAUGUGCCGGUUGCUACCCCCAAUCCCCCAUCUCUCUGCACCGACAAUGCUCCGGAGUCGAGGAGCACAGACAACACUGCCAUCGGAGUUGCCGGGUCGCCCAUGCACCGGAGCCCAAAGGAAGAUGAAGGUUCACAGCAGACAAACCCCAUUCGAGAUAACUGCUCGCCGGAGAAGGCCUCCCAGCAGCAGCAAUGCCAAGACUGAUGAACGGCCUUUGGUGUUUGCUGAAACAAUCAUGUAUGUACACGCACGCAUGUAGAGAAGGCCUCUUCGUCUCAUUUGUUACCUUUUUCCCCAGUGUAAUUACCAGUUCGCCUGUUCAGGGUGAGAUCUAAUAUGAGCAUCAUAUCCGUGGGUCUGUAAUUCUUAGUUCCUUAUGUAAUAUCAACUCUUUUUUCAUGAA